Molecule: messenger RNA, 3677 nt
Organism: Gasterosteus aculeatus aculeatus (three-spined stickleback)
Lineage: Eukaryota; Metazoa; Chordata; Actinopteri; Perciformes; Gasterosteidae
Gene: amotl2b
Product: angiomotin like 2b
Biological process (GO): establishment of cell polarity involved in ameboidal cell migration; angiogenesis; actin cytoskeleton organization
Cellular component (GO): plasma membrane; bicellular tight junction; cytoplasmic vesicle
Source: RefSeq, a predicted model, not a curated record
GUUUGAUCCCAGAGGGACCUCGCGCUUUACAUUCCUGGCAUUCCGGCCCGAGUCCCUCCUCGGUUACUUAUUAUCGCCUCCUGCUCCCUUUCUCUCCACACAGAGGAGCGCGCAGCCCGGCCGCGAGGACCCGCACGAGACACGUCGGACCCGCGAGGACCGAGGGGGGAGACACGCGCACACCACGACUCAUGGAAAUAGAGGAAUUAUUCUGACUCGUUUUGCCCUUUACGUUGAUAUCGGGGACGUUUCGUUACGAUGAGAACGUGAGCUGGUUGGCAGCCGAUUUACAUAACAAAACAUUUUAAAAAUAAGAAAGAGUUUGACUGUUCCCGUAGAGAAGAUCCCAGCGUACACAAAGCAUUAUGUCGUCCACCGAGGAGCCGUCUGGCACGGUCCUGCACCGGCUCAUCCAGGAGCAGCUUCGCUACGGAAACCCCACGGACACCCGCACCUUAUUGGCCAUCCAGCAGCAGGCCCUGCGCGGAGGCAGCGGGAGCGGACCCAGCAGCGGAGGCGACCUGGGCAGGAGCCCGCGGUCCUCUUUGGAGAGCCUCACCCAGGAGGAGCCCCCGUUCCCUCAGCUCUCGGCCAGGCAGGAGCCCCAGGGCCAGGAGCACCAGGGCGACUACCAGCACUCGGAAAGCGGCUACCAGCUCCACCAGCUGCACGGGGAGGAGCUGCCCACGUAUGAGCAGGCCAAGGUGCACUCUCAGUAUCUGGCCUCCCACUGGGCCCCUGCGAGCCCCACGGGGCAGCUCCGCGAUGGGCCCCUGCAUGAGGGGGCCUUCCACGAGGAGGCAGAUCUAAUGGGGCUGAAGUGCAGCCACGUGCGGUCGCUCAGUGAGCACUGCAUGCAGAUAUCUCUGGAGAGGAAUGAUCUGGCUGCUAAAGCAGAGGCCGUCAAGAGCGCCUCUCACAGCUACCCGGAGCUGGCUUACUACACGCCGCAAGGCCUCCAGAGCGCCAGCCAGGGCAAGCGCACCCCGCCUCCCGAGUACUCUGCCCCCAUCCAGGGCCACGGAUUCAUCCCUCACCAGGUCCAGGAGCCGACGCAGGCGCAGCAGCACAGGUACGUCCAGUCGGGUCAGCCAGCUGAAGUGCCCUGCUACAGCACCUUCACCAGCCUUUCACCCGCUGGCUUGGAGGAGCCCAACCAGGUGGAGCUGCUGCUGAUGGAGAACGAGAGGCUGAGGCAGGAGCUGGAAGCACACCGGGAAAAGACCGGCCGUAUUCAGAAGUUGGAGCAGGAGAUCCAGCGUAUUUCGGAGGCUUAUGAGACGCUGAUGCAGGGCAGCUGUAAGAGGGAAAACCUGGAGCAGACGCUGAGGAGGAGGCUGGUGGCUGAGAUCAGGAGGCUGCAGGACUUCAACAGAGACCUCAGAGAGAACCUGGAGAAUGCCAGAACGCACGUCGCAAAGGAAGUCGAAGCCGCCGACCACAACCAGCAUAUCAUGGCAAAGCUCCUUGAACAGAACGAAGAGCAGAACUCUGAACGGGAGCGCGUGGAGCGGGAGCUGGAUCGACUUCGAUCCGCCGCGGAGGAGCAGGGCCUGAGGUCAAAGCGACUCGAGGAGGCCCUGGACGCCGCUCGCGGACGGGGUCGGCAGCUCGAGGAGGAGCUGAGGAGGAAGAGGGCCUACGUGGAGAAAGUGGAGAGACUUCAGAGUGCGUUGGCCCAGCUGCAGUCCACCUGUGAGAAGAGGGAGACCCUGGAGAUGAAGCUGAGGACACGACUGGAGCAGGAGCUACGGAGUCUGAGGGCACAACAGAGGCAGUCCCAGCCACCAGGAGUGACCAUGGGCUCCCUCCAAGAGCGCCUGCGUGAGCGCGAGGAGCGAAUCCUGGCCCUGGAGGCCGACAUGGUGCGCUGGGAGCAGAAGUACCUGGAGGAGAGCACCAUGAGGCAGUUUGCAAUGGAGGCGGCUGCCACGGCCGCCGCCCAGAGGGACACCACGAUCAUUAACCACUCGCCUUGCCACUCCUCUAACAACAGCUUCAACGAGGACCUGCCGGCGGCCGACUACAGGAACCAGGAGAUGGAGAAUAGGAUUCGCGCUCUCUACGCUCAGAUCUUGGAAAAGGACGCCGUCAUCAAGAUCCUCAACCAGCGGCUGCAUCAGGACCAGGGGGGGAAGGACGAGCAAAGUCCCCGCACAAACCUCCUGAACACAGCGGUGGGCCACCUCCGACCGGCCGCGUCCAACCCCUCCGUCGGCGCCGUCAGCGGUAACGCGCGGAGUAGCGGUAAGCGCCUUUCAGAUGAUCAGACUUUGCCAACCUGUCAGUUCUCCACUCCGUCUGAGCCUGGAACUCUGGAACGGCGGAAGGAGGGAACGAAAGCCGAGGAGGCUGCCAGCACGAGUAAGCUCAGCAGUGACAAAGCCGUGCCCAAGAAGUUGCCCGUAAACCCCUUCAGAGGCCUGGAUGAGCUGGAGUCGGAGGCGGUGGAAAUCUUCAUUUAAAGAACCCAGAGGCGGAUUUCAAAUGAGGGGAAGAACAAAACAAUUGUGAGAAUCUGUGAAGAGUGCAAGUCUUUGAAUUGAGAGUGGAGUAAAUAUUGGAUGCAAGAAUAUUGUGGAAGAGACCAAAGCACAAACGAACAUGAGCGUAUUGACGUUUUGGAGAAAGAGCUGUGCUCCGACUCCCUCCCUCUCACUAAGCUGGACAGCUGCAGGCGGUCCGCCCAGCCGGAAGACAAAAGACUAAUCUUCUGAGGUACUGGACUUUAUUGUGGAUUGUAGUAGGGCAACUGAGAGUCCAUGCUAAAAUACUUGUUUAUAUAUAUAUAUAUAUAUAUAUAUAUAUAUAUAUAUAUAUAUUAUAUAUAUAAUUGCUACAUACAAUUGCUGCUCCCCAUCUUAUUCCCCCCUUCGUCUUGGUCUCCCAACCCAGUGAAAUGAGAAGUUACAUGUUUAACCAACCUGGUUUCCACAUUCCCCAAAUAUUAUCUUAAGCGUCAAGCUCUUCAAUAAAAGGUUUAUCUGUGUGACCUCCAUUCCCCUCCGCUCCCAAAAAACACCCAAUCUGAGGAACCUCAUUCCCAUCAAACGGAUCUUAUCUGUUCGAAUAAUUUAAGCUUGUAACUCGUGUAACACUGCUGAUUCGCUCUCACUGUCCGUGUCUCCUGAGCUUGAGUAGCUCUGCCGAGGCUCGGAAACCGAUGCAGACACGCCGUUGUUUGUCUUUGCAUCAUCGUGUUGAUUUCAUCAACGGUUGUUCUGAGGACUUUUUCCUUCUCUAUGUAUGUUUGCGUGUGUGAUUACAGCAUGUGAUUGUGUUUCCUGCUGCGGGGGUCCUGCUGGCCGGGGCUCCACAGCGGGAUGCAAGUUGAAAACUACGCCUACGUGUUGUUGUUUUUUUGUGUACUGUGAGCUUCGAACUAACAAACAUGUUAAUUAUUAUUAUUAUUAUUAUUAAUAUUAUAAUAUUUUAUACAGAUGUUUGUAUUGUUGUUGUAGAUAUGAUGUGAGUGCUUUGAGCCGGCUGCCAAAGAGUUUUAUGUGUGUCCGUUGUAAGUUAUGUGCCGACAAUCGCGGUCAUGUCAAGCUGUACACAACCAACCAAGUGUUGACUUAAAACAGACAUUUCUGUGAACUUCAAACAAUAUGAAGGUUUCGUACAGUUGAAUUCAUGCAACAUUUCAUAAAGCAAUAAAAUAUUCUAAUAUAAAUGAA